CCCGGGCCCCGCCCCGCCCCUACCCCGGGCAGGCACCCCGACCUUCAGCUCCUGCUUGCUUCUGGACUCUGUGGCUCAGUUUCAGGGCCCCAGAGCCUCCCUGAGAAAGGACCCCGGGCCCCUUCCUUGCGCCGGGCCUCGGGCACACCAGCUCCUCGGACCCCUCCCUUCCUGCGGGAAUCAUGAAUCGGACGCCCCCAGCAGCAUCCCUCUCCCUCCCUGCCCCCCCCCCCCAGCCCCCGGCCCGGUCCUCCUCGAGCUUCCCUGCCCCUCCCUCUCUCCGGGAGCCAGGAAUGCAGGCCAAAAAUAUCUCUCAGCUCCAGACCUGGGAGGCUCGGCUUGCGAGCACAUCUGAGCGGAUGAAAACCCAGGAGUGUGAGCUUUGAUUGCUUUUUGCGUCAGGAAUCUGGGCCUCCAGCCUAGGCGUCGUUUGGAACCUGGGAGUCCCAUGCUCCGACUCCCACCGCCCGAGAUCCAGACAUUUUGCUGUCAACAUCCCUCCCCCGCCCCCAUCGACUGUGAGCUGGGACCCAGGAGUCCCGUCCACCAAUGGGCGAGUCCCAGCGUAAAUGAGGAUUUGGGGACCCAGGAGUCGGGGACCUCAGCCCAGCUCUUAAAGCCUAGGGAUCGGCUCUUUCAGGGACCCUGGCCCACAGACCCCAUCAAACUGACAGACCCGGUGCCCCCACCCACCGCGACCCAGAUGUCCAAGAUUGCAUCCGGCCUGGAAGAGCCAGACUGCAGCAGGCGACGAGGGGAGGGGGCCGGAAGGGAGAGGGAGAAUUGAGGGAGGUGAUACCGGGGUGGGGACCUGGGCUGGGGGCUCCGUCCAAAACAGACGCCAAACAGACGGGUUGCCAUGGCAACGGCCUUCCCGGGCCUCCCCUGGAGACUGCGCUAGGGCCGAGUCGGGGAGGGCAGCCCCCAGGAGCCCCCACACCGCCAGCUGUUGUAUCUUCCUGUUUUGUCACCACGGCAACAGUGACCUCAGCCCUCCACUCCGCCCCCCCACCCCCUCCGCACUGGCGGGGCCGGAGAGCCCACGUCCAUUUCUCGCGGGGAGGGGCGUGGUCUUUUCUCGGCUCCGCCUCAAGGGCGGGCCCGGGAUACCCCUGGCUCAGGGAGUCCCUUUCUCAGCCCUGGCCCCGCGCUCGCGCCGGGUCCCCGGCCCCGCCCCCGCCCCGGCCCCGCCCCCGCCCACCAACCCCACCCAGUUAGCAAACGCUUCCAGUCUGCAGCUGUCGCCUCUGUCUCAGCAGCAGCCGCCACAGCCCGAGAGGUGUCUGACCUAAUCCACCUCCAGAGCCGGAUCUUUCUGCGUCUGGGUCCUCCGCAAAGACUGCUGCCAUGCCGGUGACCGUGACCCGCACGACCGUCACCACCACUAUGUCGUCCUCCUCAGGCCUGGGCUCCCCAACCAUCGUGGGGUCCCCUAGGGCGCUGACCCAGCCCCUGGGCCUCCUCCGCCUGCUGCAGCUGGUGUCCACCUGCGUGGCCUUCUCACUGGUGGCCAGUGUGGGUGCUUGGACGGGGUCCAUGGGUAACUGGUCCAUGUUCACGUGGUGCUUCUGCUUCUCCGUGACCCUCAUCAUCCUCAUAGUCGAGUUGGGCGGGCUCCAGGCCCGCUUCCCCCUGUCCUGGCGAAACUUCCCCAUCACCUACGCCUGCUACGCCGCCCUCUUCUGCCUGUCGGCCUCCAUCAUCUACCCCACCACCUACGUCCAGUUCUUGUCUCACGGCCGCUCCCGGGACCACGCCAUCGCCGCCACCGCCUUCUCCUGCAUCGCCUGCGUGGCUUAUGCCACCGAAGUGGCCUGGACCCGGGCCCGGCCCGGGGAGAUCACCGGAUACAUGGCCACCGUGCCAGGCCUGCUCAAGGUGCUGGAGACCUUCGUGGCCUGUGUCAUCUUUGCCUUCAUCAGCAGCCCGUACCUGUACCAGCACCAGCCGGCGCUGGAGUGGUGCGUGGCCGUGUACUCGAUCUGCUUCAUCCUGGCGGCCGUGGCCAUCCUGCUGAACCUGGGUGACUGCACCAACGUGCUGCCCAUCUCCUUCCCCAGCUUCCUGUCCGGGCUGGCCCUGCUGUCGGUCCUCCUGUAUGCCACUGCCCUGGUUCUCUGGCCGCUCUACCAGUUCGACGAGAAGUACGGCGGCCAACCGCGGCGCUCAAGGGAUGUGAACUGCGGCGACAGGCACACCUUCUACGUGUGCACCUGGGACCGCCGGCUGGCCGUGGCCAUCCUGACGGCCAUCAACCUGCUGGCUUACGUGGCUGACCUCGUGUACUCGGCCCGCCUGGUUUUUGUUCGGGUGUGAGGCUCCGGCCGGGGGCUCUUGGCUCCCCCCUUGUGCCCAGGUUCUCAUUUCCUCUUCCGGGCUCCCUCUCUUCCACCUUUCUCCUGUCCUUCCCAAUUCCCCUUGCUCUUUUCCGUUUCUUUCGCUUCUGGGCUCCUCUCUCCUUCCCUUCCUGUUUUGUUUGGUUGCCCGUAUCCUGUUUGGCCCAUUUGCCCUUCUGUUUUCAUGGUCUUCUUUUCUGACCUGUUCUGCCUCUCUCGGCUCUUUUCUGGUCCUCUCAUUUUCUCAUCUGCCUGUGUCUUAGCCACCCCUUCCCGCUUUCUUUCUUCCAAUUUCCUUGGGAGCUCCAAGACUCCUUCUUCUCUACCCCCACCUCCAAAGGUGCUGAGCUCCACCUGUCCCACACCUCUCUCUGCAGCUGUUAAUACCCCUGGCCUUCCCGAGGGGCCUCAUUGCCAAAGCAUGCCUGCCCGCCCUGGCUGUGCCUUGUUGGUGUGUACGUGUGUGUUUGGGGGAGAGGGGGGGAGGGUAGCUAGGGAUUGGGCUCCCUUUCUCCCGCGGGAGGGGGGUGUACCGUACAGGUCCCCUUUAAGUUAAAAAAAAAAAAAAUCUCUGGAGGCCAAAGAUUUUCCAGUGGGUAUGACACUUAACCCACAGACAGACCCCGGGUCCCUGGGUCCUGCUCGGCACCCAGCCUCGCCUGAGACUGCCUCCAGAAUUUUUGCCAGGCUUACUAAGAAUCCACUGCCUAGAGGCCAUCUUAAAGGAAGUCAAGGGUGAACGUUUUCCAGCCCGACUGCUCUCUGCGUUAUCGAAAACCCGUCCGAAGUAUUUGUGAGGGGCAGCGAUGUGGCCCUCCAGCCUUAGUGUUAAAAAUAGCCUGUCCUGCCUUUGCUGGG
This is a messenger RNA of Prionailurus viverrinus (fishing cat), 3194 nucleotides long. It is a transcript of the gene MYADM, whose product is annotated as myeloid associated differentiation marker. Gene Ontology annotation, cellular component: plasma membrane; cell-cell junction. The record is from RefSeq and is a predicted model, not a curated record. NCBI's taxonomy places the organism in Eukaryota, Metazoa, Chordata, Mammalia, Carnivora, Felidae. The transcript has 3 exons. Bases 1348 to 2316 code for a protein of 322 amino acids.